UUGGCUCAAUCCCACACCUCCAACUACAAUUUCAUCGAGCGUGAAUCAUCUCCCGAGUCCCAGAUAAACUCCAUCGACUCGGAUCAUCAUCAAUAUCGCGUUGUUGGACCUUCAAGGACGCCGCGGGUGAUGCAUGGAACAUCUCCAUACAUUAGACAACGAUCACCUUCCCCUGAUCCUACUAGAUUUCGAUUCCCUUCGUCGUCCUCUACUACAUCCACACUUACCACUUCGUUGGGGAUAUAGUAGUCACACCAUUUACGGACAAACCGAAUCCCCAAACCGUUCCCUGGCGUCUCCGAGUCCAUCCUGUGCCACUCCGUGUCUCGUCAUUGUCAACACCCAGAAUGCUUAUUUUUCAACAGAGUGUAGUGAAAGACAGGGUGAAAGUUUAAGUUCCCGGUCGGACAAGCGAAAAACCCGAGAUGCAGGCCCAGGGGCGGCCCACUCGGACAAAGACCUUAGUACUAAAGGACUCAGAUAUUCUAGUGACGGAAAAAUCGAAAAGCCCACCGGGGGAGUUGGUAAACCUGGUCGAGGGGGGUAUAACUUACUACGCGUUGCCUUGAAGUGGCCGGAAAAACGUUUCAAUGAGGUCAAGAAAUUCAUCGAUGAGACCGUCGAGGCAAAAUUAGACUGCCUGCAACCUCUCGGUAAACAGCAGUAUCUGAAACUCGAAGAGGUUCGAACACUGGCUGUGGCGAAGUUCAGCUUUCUCGAAGAAUACCGCGGCGAUUGGGUGGUCUACGACUUUAUCAGGUGUCGUUUGAAGUAUCGCAAACAGGCACUAAAGAGAACCGCUUCAAUGAAAGCAGCCGCCGACUCGGGAUCCCGACAGAGAAUUUCCUGCUAUUUGAAUUCUGAUUCAUGAGGAGUGAGUGUAUCGAGGUAGCCGAACAAGGGGCCAAGGGGACAGGAAUUGCCAGGGGUCGAAUGAAUAUGUAGAUGAUAGGCUAUAAUGUAAAUUCAGUUUCUCAUUCAAAACAGCUUGACAGUGGAGAGACGUGUUUACA
Messenger RNA from Lentinula edodes (shiitake mushroom), 1013 nucleotides. RefSeq lists its product as uncharacterized. The record is from RefSeq and is a predicted model, not a curated record. The transcript is spliced from 4 exons. Bases 134 to 871 code for a protein of 245 amino acids. NCBI's taxonomy places the organism in Eukaryota, Fungi, Basidiomycota, Agaricomycetes, Agaricales, Omphalotaceae.